AUGAAACGCGCAUCCCCCGUCAGCAGCGUCCUCAAGCGUGCCACCAAUGCCUUCAUCCCCCCUACCCGCAGGAGGGGCAGACGCAGCAUAGGGGGACGUUACUUCUUCUCAACCAAACGGAUCUGCCACCCCACGGGGGGGGAAGCGAACGUCCCAAGAAUUGUAACAUGUGACCAUCCUCCCUACAACACACAACGUCGGGAGGCACUCUCCUCCCAUUAUGACCCCACAAAGAAAAACAAAAAAUGGGACAAUACAACAAAGGGCAAGGCAAACGAUUUAAGUAAAAGCAACGUAAUAAACCUCAUCAAUGGAGUUAAGCAAAUUGAGGAAGGAAAGACCACCCCUGUUGUGGAUUUGUUAGUCGCCCUAAUUCUACAGAUUCGAUACGAUGAGGGGAGCAUCAUCCGAAUGAAGGAAAAACACACCAUCGGGUUCAUUUGGGCCAUGGCCAAAAUUGUGAAUCUUUUGGAAAAGAAAAAACUGAUGAGUGAACAGGUGGUCCUAAAUUGGAAGGCUCUCUUUAUCUACUUUGCGAAUAUGUAUAUGCGGCGUGCCAUACAUUUGGGGGGCAGCAAAAUUAACGACGUUGACGUGCGGCAGUAUGUCUCUUCCGUUCUUUCCCUCCGGAUGGGGGAAGACGAUUUGGCGAAAUUGUCCACCCAAGCGUUCUGCAACGGGAGUGGGUUUGCUAAGUGUCUGUUCGAGUGGGGAAGGAGGAGGCACGGGGGGGGACAUCCCCCCCGAGUGAUGAAGGAAACCACCCCUCCAAACGACCUCUUCCGAAUUUUCAACUCCUCUUCUAUUAGCGAAAUGCUUAUCCCCGUGCAGAGGUACAUCCUGAACAGGAUUGAACACCACCCCUUGGACAUAAAGACUAUCCUGAACUUCCUCGAAAUGGCUAGCCGAAAUUGGGAAGGAAAAUUCAAAGACGCCAUAAUUGACCUACUGUUGAAAAAGCUGGAGACACCCCCAAAUCAGAUCCAUAAUUUUUCCAUUUUCAAAUUAUGCCGAUUUUUAAACCUGACGGUGAACUAUAAUCUUCAGAAGGGCACAACGGAAGAGGCACACCUUCCGGUCAUCAUCGACUUGCUGCUGCGUGGGCAGGAUUAUCUACCCAAUGGAGAUUGUUACCGUUUUGGCUUACCCCCCCACCAAGGUGGUGCAUGCGGAAGUGGUGCUGAUGAACGGAGAGAAAAUAUCCUCUCUCCUAGCACAUUGGUUAAUAAGGAAAGGGCAAGCCCAUGUAGUACGUGGCUCCUGGACGCCAACGAACGAGAUUUGUCUUCCCUCGUGAGGGACUUCUCCAGAUUGGCAGUCCGGAAUAAUCACCUGUACAAAUUGCUCAUUGAUUGCUUUCUCCUCAAAUUGGGUUCUGGGCGUAACGGUGAUCACCACUUUGGGGACUCCCCCAAAUCGGAGGCGAAAUUAAAACAAGUUAACAUCCCCCUCAGCAUAGGAGAAAACCGAAAUGAGGAUCCCCCCAGGAGUAACACAACCAAAGCAGAAAAACAGAACAGGGGUAUCCAGAACACUUCUACAAGUAUGAAAAUGGGAACCACUGAGGAGGUGCGAAACUGGGUGGACAUUUUGGUGGGGCUAGCCAAUGCCAACUACCGCUACGAUCCCUUUGUCCAGUGUUUUAUUCAAAGGAUGGUCAUACAAAGAGGAAACCUCUUCUUCACCGUAAAUAACAUCCCCAAUGUUGUUCUUUCCGUGAGAAGCUUACUCUCCUUGGGGUACGACCAAAUGGAUACGCUGUCCUAUUUUUUCGAUUUCUUAACCAGCAAUUUUAGACAUGUGGAAAUGAAACAACUGAUAAUGGUUUUUUAUGCAUCGUAUUGCUACAUUGUGCAGAGGUACAACGUGGUGGGCGUGAAGUAUGCCGGGACGGGAAAUAUGCUUUUCUGCGUGGCAGGAGGAGGCAUCGGGGGGAAAGCGUAUACAGAAAUGGGUGCACAAAUAGAUGCACAAAUAGAUGCACAAAUAGAUGUAGCGGCAAGUGCAGGGGGUGACCCAGAUGGAACUCAAUUUGGCGGGCGAGAGAACCCCCUGACGGAUGUGCCCCCCCAACGCACGCCACACAGAUUGACCAGUACCGAUGCGUAUGGCCACUCCCCACAUGAACAACUCGAAGCAGCUAAGGCACACCUCUUCCAACACCUGCACAAAUUGGAAGGAGCCAUACUCCACAGAAGGAACGAAAUAGACUCCAUGCAGGGAUUGGUUAAUUUUUUCUUCGCUCUUUCCAGCACCACAAGCACGUUAUCGAUUCAACUGUACGACUUUUUUUACCAGUCAUUUUGGCGCAUACUAAAGGGGGAGAUGGGAACGGACGGAAAAGCUGCAAAAGGGCGAAAUGUAAAGGAUACGAUAAAGGCCCAAACCGUUGUUCAGAUUUGCUUGCUACACUACAAAAACAACAUAGUGCACAAGACCCUGCUGUCAUAUUUGCUCUCCGUUCUGGAGACCCUCCCGGAGGUGGAUAUUCACUGUCUGUACCCCAUCACUUUUGUAUGUUGCCACUUAAAUAUAAUAACCAUGAGCUUUUUGAAAUUUGCCUUGCGAGUUCUUCUAGGGGAGACGGCAAAGGGAGAACUUCAACAGGAACUUGCCAAUGGUGCUAAUUGGGUUUAUCAGGCUAAUGGAGAUAACUGUGCUGGCGGGGGUCACCACAUCCGAAACGACCAUUAUGCCCACUUUGGGGAAGGGUCAAAUAGACCUAGCGGUUACCGGGUUGCUUCCCCCCCUGGAGGACACACAACAGAAAUGCAUCACCUGUACUGUACCGAUCAACAGGACACAGUCAACAAAGUCGCCAAGUGUGCGUGGUCCCUACUUUUAAGUAGCGCCUUUUUGGAGAGCUCCAUAACGACCUUUGCCAAAAUGUGCAUCUUGCUAAGGAGAACACUUUCCAACAAAUUGUAUUGGACAGAGGAGGACUACAACAUGCUGAAUCAAAUGUUAGUAUGUUUAAAUAUGUAUUACAAGAAAAACAAAAAAAAUUUUCAUUUAAAGAGGGGAGAAUUUCGCAUCCCCACCUCUUUUUAUAUACCCUACUGUGUAGUUAAAGAAACUGUGAGAAGGAACAAAAUGUCUUCCCAACAGAAAAUACACAUGUCCAGCUUUCAGUACAAACUUUGUGAAUAUUUGAAGAAGAAAAAAAUUAUGUACAAGUCAGAAUAUUUCUUGAAGCGCGGUUUCGUGGUCGAUUUUUUGGUCCUGAAAAAAGGAGAACCACAUCUUGUGCUCGAGGUGGACGGGAUUUACCAUUACAACAUGUCAACCGAUGAGAAGAACUACGAGAUUGAACAUAACGGCAUGCGCUUGUCCAAAAAUGGAAGGACAGAGUUCCGCAAUAACGUGAUUCGAAUACUGUACGAUUUGGAGUUUGUGUGCGUCCCCUGGUUUUUCUUUCUGCAGCCCAGGUCGUUCCAGCGCCUGGAGGGGUUGCUGUGUGGGAGGCGAUCGGGUUCCGCGUCCUGUUACGAGGGAGGUAGCGGAACGCGCUGA
Messenger RNA from Plasmodium coatneyi, 3513 nucleotides. RefSeq lists its product as uncharacterized. The transcript has a single exon. Lineage: Eukaryota; Apicomplexa; Aconoidasida; Haemosporida; Plasmodiidae. The record is from RefSeq and is a predicted model, not a curated record. The coding region runs from base 1 to 3513 and encodes 1170 amino acids.